This is a messenger RNA of Colletotrichum spaethianum, 1281 nucleotides long. RefSeq names its product bouquet formation protein 4. Bases 1 to 1281 code for a protein of 426 amino acids. The record is from RefSeq and is a predicted model, not a curated record. Gene Ontology annotation, molecular function: DNA binding. Gene Ontology annotation, biological process: meiotic attachment of telomere to nuclear envelope; mitotic telomere tethering at nuclear periphery. The transcript has 3 exons. NCBI's taxonomy places the organism in Eukaryota, Fungi, Ascomycota, Sordariomycetes, Glomerellales, Glomerellaceae. Gene Ontology annotation, cellular component: nuclear membrane complex Bqt3-Bqt4.
AUGCCUUCCGCGACAGCUACCGAGCGGCAUCUGCCCGCCAAGCACAAUCCUUUGAUGCUCGAGAAUGUGCCGCAAUACGACGACCUCGUCUCGCGCCGCCGUCUCGGCCAGACCCAGCUGACUGCCAAGAUGGUGAACCUUGCCGACGGCGAAGGUGCAGCCCUUGGCGUCUUCGACUACGCGCACCUCCGCGCGCCGCUGCCCAAGGGAAUUGUCUCGGGCAUCUUCAAGUCCAGCCCCAACAGCUACUUCCUCAUGCGCCGAAGCCACGACGGCUUCGUGUCCGCCACCGGCAUGUUCAAGGCCACCUUCCCCUACGCCGAGGCCUCCGAAGAAGAGGCCGAGCGCAAGUACAUCAAGUCGCUUGCUACCACCAGCCCCGAGGAGACGGCCGGCAAUGUCUGGAUCCCUCCCGAACACGCCCUGACCCUUGCCGAGGAGUACGGCAUCGCGCCGUGGAUCCGCGCCCUGCUGGAUCCCGCCAACAUCGCCGUCUCCAACACCCCCGACAGCCCCCCCAAGAAGAUUACCGCCCCUCCGAAAUUCGAGCUGUUCAAGGCUCACCCUCAACUCGCACCUCCCACGCCGACCUCGCUGCCCCGCAGCACCCGAUCCCGCCGUUCCGCCAGCCCGGCCAAGACAGUUAUUCCCAGGCCCGUCAGGUCCCCUAGGAAGCGCAAGGCCAAGGCCGACUCGGUCGAGCCCCGGGAGUCCACGCCCACCCUCACUACCGCGACCAAGCUCGAGGUGAACGGCGUCAUUGACGAGGACAAGGACGCCGAGGCGGCAGUGGAGACCGCCAUCAAGACCAUUGAGACGGAGCCCGCGGUCGUCCUGGAGCCCAGGGAGGAGGAGCCCAAGGCCAAGGUUAUUGUCGACCAGGACGUCAAGACGGACGAGGGCGGAAACGAGACGAAGCGCACUGCCGUGUCACUAGAGCUCCCUCUGCUGAGCUCGGCGCCACCGACGGCCGAAGAGACUGCGCGCAUGAUUGCCGAGGCCAAGCAGAUGGUCGAGGCUGCCAGGGUCAAGCCAGAGGAGGGAGUAGACAGCCCCAAAGUCAAGAAGGGCAAGCGCGGGGCCGAGGAGAUCUCCAAGGGAGACGACGAAGACGAGAAGAAGGACGCCGAAGCAGAUGCCGCGGAGGAGCCGCGCUCGAAGAAGGCCAAGACCGCCGAGGUGCAGGUCAAGAAGCUGCGCGUACGGAAUCGGGCCCUGUUCGGCCUGAGUGCCGUGUCGCUCGCCGUUGGCGCGUUUUCGUACUUUGUUGGAGCCCUAUAA